Messenger RNA from Pectinophora gossypiella (pink bollworm), 1282 nucleotides. Its product is annotated as malectin-A. The record is from RefSeq and is a predicted model, not a curated record. The coding region runs from base 173 to 988 and encodes 271 amino acids. Lineage: Eukaryota; Metazoa; Arthropoda; Insecta; Lepidoptera; Gelechiidae. Gene Ontology annotation, cellular component: membrane. The transcript has a single exon. Gene Ontology annotation, molecular function: carbohydrate binding.
CUCUAAUCUAUCAAUUCCAACCGCUACGUGCCUGUGCCGGCUGUUUCACGAAAUAUUUCCAUAUAUUUUCAAUAAUAACUAUUUACAAUACAAAUAUGCACUAUUAGUUCAAGUGUCUCGUCAUUAGCGUUAAUUGGAAAGUCUCGGGCUAACUGCCAUCCGAAGUAUUAUUAUGUUGGACUUGUCAGUGAUGUCUCGGUUACUGUUUUUUACAAUUUUAUGCAUAUUUUCUGAGUUAAAAAGUGCUACCGGUUUAGGUGAAAUUAUUUAUGCCAUAAAUGCUGGUGGGCCCGCCUAUACCGAUAUCUAUGGCAUUCACUAUGAAAAGGAUCCUCUGCAGGGAAGAAUCGGCACCGCCUCCGACUUCGGUAAGCAGUUAGUUAUGAUCGGGCGAGUGAAUUCUAAAGAUGAAAUACUGUACCAGACAGAGCGAUACCAUCACAGCACAUUUGGCUACGAUAUACCAGCUAAUAAGGACGGUGACUAUGUAUUGGUAUUGAAGUUCAGUGAAGUUUACUUCAAUGCUCCCAAUAUGAAAGUUUUUGAUGUCGUGCUGAAUGGUGAUCAUACUAUCGUAGCUGAUUUGGACAUCUUCGAUAAAGUCGGGCGUGGGGUUGCCCAUGAUGAAUAUAUCCCAUAUACCAUCAAGAAUGGUAAACUAUAUUAUAACGAGGAGGAAUCUGAUAUACGAGGAGGAAAAAUAAAGGUUGAAUUUAUCAAAGGCUACAGGGAUAACCCAAAAAUAAAUGCUCUCUAUGUUAUGCGUGGUACAAUAGAUGAAGUUCCUAAACUUCCACCAUUAGUGUGGCCAGAAAAUGAGACGGAAGAGUUGAGAGAAGAUGUGGAAGAAAAAAAUACAAAGUCUCGAAAAACCAGUGGUCCGAAGCAACCAGACCCCUACUCCAUGGACGAGAGCUCGGUUCUUAUCCCUGUGUUCAUCACCAUUGGUGCUUUCGUCCCUCUUCUAUUUUGCCUGUGCAAACUUUAAUUUAUUUUUUAUUUAAGUAGCUGUUACCUAAUGUAACUACUGUGUGAAUGUAAGGUGUAUAGUUCUAAUUUAUUUUGGAUUGUUAAAUUGCAUUAUUAUAAAAUAAAAUACACCAUUAUGACUAUAUUACUGUUUUUCAAGCUCAAUGACAAAUAGUACAAAGUAAUAUACCAAUGUGAGAGUAAAUAGAGCCCGUCCCAUGUAGAAUGUUAAAUUGAAUUCUAAAUCUACACAGCAUUUAUCCUAAAUGCACCUGAGUUAAUAUGAAUAAUAAAAUGGUUCUAAUUUAUUGGA